This is a messenger RNA of Exophiala viscosa, 1041 nucleotides long. Its product is annotated as NADP-dependent oxidoreductase domain-containing protein. The transcript has 4 exons. NCBI's taxonomy places the organism in Eukaryota, Fungi, Ascomycota, Eurotiomycetes, Chaetothyriales, Herpotrichiellaceae. The coding region runs from base 1 to 1041 and encodes 346 amino acids. The record is from RefSeq and is a predicted model, not a curated record.
AUGUGGAGACUAGCUACAAGAAAUAUGGAGUACACAAGGUUGGGCACCUCGGGGCUCAAGAUUUCUCCAAUAAUCUUGGGCACAAUGGGUUUUGGAAAUCCGAAAUGGGAAGGAUGGGUAAUGGACGAAGACCACUCGCUUCCCAUCCUGGAACAUGCUUAUAAUUGUGGGAUAAAUACAUGGGACACGGCUGACUUUUAUUCCCACGGUGAUAGUGAAAGAAUCAUCGGCAAGGCUUUGAAGGCGUACAAAAUUCCUCGAGAGAACGUCACCAUUCUCACCAAAUGUUAUUUCGGUGUGAGCCAUGAUGGAAAUCAAUUGCCCUUGGCAGAUUGCGUUACCAAUAACGGUCCUAUGGUCAACCGAGUGGGCUUAAGCCGGAAGCAUAUCUUUGACGCAGUCGACGCAAGCGUGUCCAGGCUUGGGACUUACAUCGAUCUGCUCCAAAUACACCGACUAGAUCGAGACCCACCCAUGGAGGAGAUCAUGGGUGCCCUCAAUGAUGUGGUGCAGUCUGGCAAGGUGCGCUACAUUGGUGCAAGCAGCAUGGCUGCGUGGGAGUUUCAAAAGAUGCAGAACAUAGCGGAAGCCCGUGGCUGGCAUCGUUUUGUCAGCAUGCAGAACUACCUGAAUUUGCUCUAUCGAGAAGAAGAACGCGAGAUGAUACCAUAUUGUAAGGCUACAGGUGUUGGUGUCAUUCCUUGGUCCCCUGUUGCGCGUGGCAUAUUGGGGAGACCUUGGGGUUCUGCUGCUACCAAGCGUGAAGGUACUGACGCAUACUUAUCCACACUGAUAACACGAGAAAGCGAGGCAGACAAAGCCAUCGUCGAUCGUGUUGAGCAGCUCGCAAAGAGAAUCGGUGUGCCAAUGGCAUCCGUGGCCACAGCGUGGGUUUUGAGUAAAGGUUUAAAUCCCGUCCUUGGUCUGUCAUCUCGGGAAAGGAUUGACAAAGCUAUCGAGGCGACAAGGCUCCAACUCUCCAAGGAAGACAUUGAGUAUCUUGAGGAACCAUAUCAGCCCAAAAAUGUAACCGGUUACUGA